AUGAGCCAACAAAGCAAAUUCGAUGAUGUGAAACCGAAAAAUCAUUUCGAAAAACUGCCAUUCGAAAUGCGGUUGAGUAUUCUAAAAUAUAUCAAAACUAAAGUUGAUAGACAACGUUAUGCAUCCUUAUCUCUUGAUUUGGCAAUUGAACUUUUCAAUAUUUCAACUUACAAUUUGAUAAAAUACGAAAGCUUCAAAAAUGGAUAUAAAGUUCGAAUUGGAACAACGAAAGAUUUUGAAACAUGUGUAACUUUUGAAAAUGAUGGAGAAAAUUGCAAAAUAAAAUGGUUAGUUUAAGAUAGAUAAAAAAAUUUUUUAAUUGAAACAAUUUGUUUCAGGAAUUACUUUUCGAUUCCAAAGAACAGUAAGAGCGAAACAUUGGAAAAUUCGAAUGCAGAAUCAGCUUCAGCAGAUUUGUUUUUAUACUAUUUGGAAAAAUAUGCCAAACAAAUUGAGGUUUUAUGCUUGAAAAAUGUAAAUUUUCAGAUAUUCCAGACAUGAUAAUAUUUGUUCUAAAUUCAGGUAAAUGUGGAAAUAACAAAUCGCGAUUUGAUGUUCGAAAAAUUGAAGGAAUUGAAAUUGGAAUUAGACAAUAAAACAUUGGCCAAAUUCAUUUUGAAAAGAAUUCCGGAAAAAGUAAAUUUGGAAAUUCGAGCUUCGGGAAAUUUAUCAAUCGACAAUAUUCUACAUAUUCCACAAGUUCUCUCCACACCAAAACUUUCAUAUUUUUCCGAAAAUAUGAGAAUCGAACAGCUCAGAGCAAUAUCAAGAAGAUUCGACAAAAUCGAUGUAUCAAUUGGAAAAAUUAAAAUCGAAGAACUUGUGAAAUAUAUAGAUGAUUUUAGAAGAAGAGAUAGAAAUCGACAAGAAGCUCACAUUAUUAUCAAUAUAUUUUCGCCGAAGCCAUUCAAUUUGAAAGAAUUCAAUCUCGAAAAUCGGAGCCAUCAUAGUAUAGAUCAGUUAUCUUCGAAUGUUUUGUGAGUUUUUUCUUUUUUCUUAUAUUAGGGUAAUGAAUUACAUAUACGUGUCCAUAAAUUAAUUUUUCUUAUUACAGUAACAACGAAACAUUCCGAUCAUUCAAUGGAAAUCAUCGACUGUUUAUGAGAAAUUAUCGGUAUCAAAAUCGUCUCAAAAUUGAUGUCCAACGAUAUUAACACGGACAAAUUUCAAAUAAAUUGUUUUUAUAUGUUAAGUAAUAUAAAAAAUAUUGAUAAUUAUGAUUAUAAGAACAUGUUCAUUCAAAGCCAUAAUCAUGUUUGGCAUUCACAAAAAAAGGGUAAAUAAAAAAGAUUAUCUCUUUUUUCGGUGAUAACAUAUGUAUCAUUUAUACACUUGUGAUAAGCCUAACUUUUUUUGUUAUGUCAAACUUUGUUUAUCCACUUCUUUUUUCACACUCAUUCAUUUAUUUAUACGGAUUUCAAAAAAUCAUAGACUUUCAACAAAAUACAGAAGCUCGAUAAAAAUGAAUAUAACAAAAAAUUCUUAUUUCAAUGACGCAUAAAUAAAUACCGUAUCAUUAAAUCCAAGCAAGUAUUCGAGUUUAUUACAUAAAAUUACAACACUUUUUAGGUAUGUUUUGAUCAUUUAAUAAAAUUAGCAAAGUAAAUAUGGUUUGACUUUUAGCUUUUUGGUCAUUACAUUUGUUCUAAUCACAAAUAACAAUAAGCUAGUUCCAUUUUCUCGAACAUAAAUCUCGUUUUUUUGUCCUGUCUUUAUACUAUCCCUUACUAUAUUCAUUGUUAUCUGAUUCUUUCAUCCCCCUUUUUUCAUUAUUUAUUUAUACUUUUAUCGAUUACUCAUCAAUGAAACAAAUCCCCAUUUUUUGUAUCUAAUAAAAUUUGCAUUCUGAUUUUCAAAACAUCAAACUCGUUUGACUUUACUAUAUAUAAAUAGUAUUUACAAUAAUUGUUUUUUGUUUAGAUUUUGCUGGGUAUUUCAGCCAUGAUAUGAGAGUUUUGUCACAAUUCCAACUGUUAUUUUUUCUAUUGACAGUCUAUUGUAUUCCAAGACGAGGAAACGAACCUUGGUCUGUUGUUUUGUGCAAAUUUCGGGGAAAUCCGUUUGAACCGAGAACUGUGCGUUGGUUUGAAGAAUGGAUUACAGAUGGGAAUAAUCCAGGUUGGUUUUCUUUGAAUUUUAUCGGAAAAAUUGAAAUGUUUAUGUUAUCAGGAAUAAUUAAAAGAGUACACCUCACAUUUAAUUUUUCUGAAUACAUCUGAGAUUUCUAAAUUUACAGACACCCUUGAAAGUUACUUUUCUUCGGUUUCAAAUGGUAUCUACACAGUUCGUGGUUCAAAUGUCACUGAUUGGUUGCAACUUCCUUGGACUCGCGGAGAAGUUCUUCGAAUGGCUCUCAGAGAUCCAAGACUUCAAUCAGAAAAAGAUAAACCUUUUGCGGUAAUAGUUUAUUUACUUUCACAAUUUUCAUCACCUUUUUUCUAGCUUUUCGACAAAGCUAAACAGUUGUGUAUUUCAUAUGCUGAACAACAAGGUUAUAUUUUACAUCGACAAAAGAUUACUGUAAUCAAUGCUGAACAAACUGCAGUUUAUGGAAAAGAUAAUGGAGUUUUGCUUACUCCGAAAUUAAUUUUUACCUCGGUUUUGGCUCAUGAAAUGAUACACAGUAUGAAUAUUGGACACUCUUAUAGUGAUCGAAAUAAAAAGGUGCACACUUUUCUCGAAUUUAUAUCGAACCAUUUUUUUCCAGAUUUUCACAUAUUCUGCAACUGGUGAAUAUGAUGAUAGAUAUGAUUUAAUGUCAACAGCAAAUGCACAUAUGAGACCAUCAACUUAUGGUUUAAGUGGUCCUGGUUUAAAUGGUCCACAUCUUGAUUAUUUGGGAUGGCUUCCAAGUAAUCGUGUUUUAUAUUUUGGAAAAGAUGAUCGACAAAGUUAUACACUUCGUCUUUCAUCUUUAUCAGUUCCACAUCGAUUAACAGCUGGAUGGUUACUUGUUAUGAUACCGUAUGAUAGAGAUGAACCAGCAAAUGUUUAUACAGUUGAAUACCGUACUCCAGUUGGAAAUGAUGCUGCAAUUAGACAAGGUGCUGUUGUAAUUCAUCAAAUUAAAAAAGAUGGAACAAGUUUUUAUUCGAAACUUAUAACUCAUGUUCAUAGUGAAUAUGAUGAAUUGACUGUUGGAACUGAAUGGGUUAAAUUUUUACAAUUGGAUGAAAAUGGAGAUUUUCAAUAUAUUCGGGUAAAAGUUGAACGAACUCAUACAAAAACAAAUAGUGCUGAUGUCAAGAUUGUUACUAAUUUCAGACCGGUUAGUUUGUUUUUUGGAAAAAUAUUAUCUUGUAUUUGUAGGAACGUUGUCAAAGAAAUGAGAUUAUAGUUGAUGUGACUGAAAGAAUUGAUCUAGAACUUCGAGGUGUUCAAAAAGUUUGUAUGCCUGAAAAUUAUGAAGUAGUUACACAGUAUGAUAUGGAUGUUCAAUAUAAACGCGAUGCAUUUUUCAGUCUCAGGUUUCAAUUAUUCCGAAAAGAACAUUUUUAUGAUCUUCAAUUUUUCAGAAAGUCAUACGGUCAAAAUGAGUGUAAAAAUGGGAAGGAAUGGAGAAAAUUGGAUGCUUAUGAUUAUGUUUGUGUUCCAAAUACUCGAAGAGCUGAGUUGAAAGAAUCGCCAAAACCUAUUCAAAUGGAAAAACCGAGUCAAAAAUGCCCAGAAGAUUUGCUGGCGAGGAUAGCUUUCCAGGUAAAAAACAAAAAAAUUCUCCCCGGCCGGGAAUUGAACCCGGGUCUCGCAUGUGACAGACGCGGAUACUCACCACUAUACUACCGAGGACACAUUUUCUUCGCAUCUUUUUUUCAUAGAUAAAACUGGGUGGUUUUGCAGGGAGAUGAGGCGUGUGUAACACAAGAAGAAUUGGAGAAGAUAGAAACGGAGAAUGUUCAAUCACAUUUAAAUUUGAAGUAUUUUGCAUUUUUCAAUGGAGAUGAUACUGUUAAUAUUUGA
This is a messenger RNA of Caenorhabditis angaria, 3957 nucleotides long. The record is from the annotation of a GenBank genome assembly. Lineage: Eukaryota; Metazoa; Nematoda; Chromadorea; Rhabditida; Rhabditidae.